CUGUUCGCAGGAGUGCGGGCGGUUGACGAGUUGUCGCUGUCCAUUCCCAAAGAGGGAAUGACCAGCAUCGUCGGGCCGAACGGGUCCGGGAAGUCUACGCUGGUGAACCUGCUGAGCGGCGUGCUGCCCCUGGACGGCGGGAUGGUCAUCAUCGACGGGGUGGGGUUGAGGGUGGUCAAGGCGUACGAGAACCCCGAGCACAACAUCACGCGGACGUUCCAGGAGGUGCGGCUGUUCGAGCAGAUCACGGUGUGGGACAACAUCAUGGUGGUGCUGACGGCCCGGGGCCUUCUGCCUGCGCUGCUGGAGCGGGUGCGUCCGGCGCACCGCCAGAGGGCGCAGAGCAUCCUCGAGACCGUGGGCCUGUGGGACAAGCGGCGCGAGCUGGCGAUGAACCUUUCGUACGGGCAGCGGAAGCUGCUGGAGAUCGGGCGGGCAAUGUCGCUGGACGUGCAGACCUACCUGUUCGACGAGCCGUUCGCGGGGCUGUUCCCCCGGAUGUUGGACCGGGUGCUCGCGAUCCUGAAGCAAAUGCGAGAGGACGGGUACAAGAUCAUCUUCGUUUCGCACAACAUGGACAUUGUGCGCGAGAUGUCGGACCACCUGAUCGUGCUUGACAGCGGCAGGCUGCUGGGUGAGGGCGAACCCGACGAGGUGUUGAGCAGGCAGGAAGUGAUCGAGGCCUACCUGGGGGCGUGA
Geodia barretti is the source of this 699-nucleotide messenger RNA. Lineage: Eukaryota; Metazoa; Porifera; Demospongiae; Tetractinellida; Geodiidae. The record is from the annotation of a GenBank genome assembly.